Messenger RNA from Anthostomella pinea, 1062 nucleotides. The record is from the annotation of a GenBank genome assembly. NCBI's taxonomy places the organism in Eukaryota, Fungi, Ascomycota, Sordariomycetes, Xylariales, Xylariaceae.
AUGUGUUUCGGCAGUAGGAAGACAGAUGAGGAGGGCAACAACCGCUCGCGGGAGCUCGACAAGAUCAUCAAGCAAGAUGAGAAGCGCAUGGCCAAGGAGGUCAAGCUCCUGCUUCUAGGUGCUGGCGAGUCGGGCAAAUCAACUGUCCUGAAGCAGAUGAAGUUGAUCUAUGCCUCGGGCUUCAGCAAGAACGAGAAGCUCGAAUGGAAGCCCGUGGUGUUCAACAACGUCAUACAGUCGAUGCGCAUCAUCUUCGACGCCAUGGCCGACUACUCGAUCGAGUUCGAGAACAAUGACAACGAGAAAAACAAAGCCGUGAUCCUCCAAGACAAGGAGAUAGGACCAACCGAUACCCUCCCCGAAGACUACCUCGAACCUAUCAAAGCGCUAUGGGCCGACGGCGGGGUCCAAAAGGCUAUACUGAAGGGCAACGAGUAUGCCCUUCACGACAACCUCGCCUUCUGCGAAGACGCCGACCGUCUCUGGGCCGUGGGCUACGUACCGACCGACCAGGACCUGCUGCGAUCGCGACUACGAACGACUGGCAUCACAGAAACUGUUUUCGACCUUGGGCAAUUGACGUAUCGCAUGUUUGACGUUGGUGGCCAGAGAUCCGAGCGGAAGAAGUGGAUUCACUGCUUCGAGAACGUCAACUGUCUUAUGUUCCUGGUUGCGAUUAGUGGUUACGACCAGUGUCUGGUGGAAGACAAGGAUGGGAACCAAAUGAACGAAGCCCUGAUGCUCUGGGAAUCGAUUGCGAACUCGCACUGGUUCACCAAGUCGGCACUCAUUCUCUUCCUCAACAAGAUGGAUCUCUUCAAGGAGAAGAUCGCUACCAACCCCAUCACAUCGCAUGGCUUUGUCGACUACCAAGGCCCGACCGACGACUAUAGACAAGCCAGCAAGUACUUCAUGGACAAGUUCAGAGCGCUGAAUCGGAACCCCGAGAAAGAGAUAUACGGGCACUUUACAAACGCUACCGAUACGAACCUGCUGAAGAUCACCAUGGGCUCUGUGCAGGAUAUGAUCAUACAACGCAAUCUGAAGCAGUUGAUACUGUGA